AUGAAUCUCCAAUAUUCCCUUACAUUGGCCCUGCUUCAGGCUGCGGCCGUUUAUGGUUACGCGAAUCCCGGAGCUUGCUCAGGUGCCUGCAACAUCCAUGAUCCUGCUUUGAUCCAGAACGACGACGGAACGUACUAUCGCUUCUCCACGGGCGGUGGCAUUUCCAUUGCUUCUGCUUCGUCCAUUGAGGGUCCCUGGACAGCUCUUGGAACUGUGUUGCCUAGCGGAUCCUCGAUUGACAAUUCCGGGAGCGAUGAUGCUUGGGCCCCCAAUGUGCAAAAGGUGGGUAACCUUUACCACCUUUACUACUCCGUAUCGACCUUCGAAACUCAAAUCUCUGCCAUUGGCCUUGCGACUUCCGAAACCAUGGAAGAGGGUACUUGGACUGAUAAGGGCUCAAUUGGAGUUGAAUCCACAACGGGCGACCAAUACAACGCCAUCGAUGGCAACCUCCUGGUAGACGGCUCCACCAACUACAUGACAUUUGGAUCAUUCUGGCAGGACAUUUUCCAAGUCACACUGAAUGCGGAUGCCACGUCUUCGACAUCGACACCAGUUAAUGUCGCGUUUGAUCCGGCUGGUACGCACGCAGUUGAGGGAGCUUUCCUGUACAAACACGGGGACUAUUACUACUUGUUUUACUCAUGGGGGAGCUGCUGCAAGUAUGAUCAGAGUAUGCCCGCGGCAGGGGAAGAGUACAGGAUCAAAGUUUGUCGGUCAAGCACUCCGACUGGGGGCUUUGUUGAUGCGGACGGUGUUGCAUGCACCGAGGGCGGCGGCACCGUCGUCCUUGAAAGCCAUGAUAAUGUCUAUGGACCUGGUGGACAGGGUGUCUACACCGACCCGAACCUUGGCCCUGUGCUUUACUACCACUACGUUGAUACGACCAUUGGCUACGCCGACGGCCAGAAACUGUUUGGAUGGAACGCCAUUGAUUUCUCGAGCGGAUGGCCUUCGGUGUAA
Messenger RNA from Penicillium mononematosum, 963 nucleotides. RefSeq names its product endoarabinanase abnc-Penicillium chrysogenum. The record is from RefSeq and is a predicted model, not a curated record. The coding region runs from base 1 to 963 and encodes 320 amino acids. Gene Ontology annotation, biological process: carbohydrate metabolic process. The transcript is spliced from 4 exons. Gene Ontology annotation, molecular function: arabinan endo-1,5-alpha-L-arabinosidase activity. Lineage: Eukaryota; Fungi; Ascomycota; Eurotiomycetes; Eurotiales; Aspergillaceae.